AUGAGCAAACUUUGUAUUUUUCUUUUUUUCGCUAUUGCUUUCAUUGCUUCAACGACAGCUGAUGGGGAAUCGUGCGCUGAUGGUAAACAGUGCCCAGCCGGAGAGCAUUGUGUGGUUAAAAUCAACUGGGGCGGGGAUAUCAGCUUCUGUACCUCGAAUUCGGCUGCUCUGCCACCAAAUGGUGAUUCUCAAGUUCUCCGCGCCAAUCGACUAGCAAGCAAUCAU
Mesorhabditis belari is the source of this 225-nucleotide messenger RNA. NCBI's taxonomy places the organism in Eukaryota, Metazoa, Nematoda, Chromadorea, Rhabditida, Rhabditidae. The record is from the annotation of a GenBank genome assembly.